AUGGCUAUGCAAGACGAAACAUCGGCUCCCCAGGCUCGAGAGACGCAGACACCAUCCAAGGACAACGAUGGUCACCCACUGGACGCCGGGGAUCCGAGCCGCAAGCAGGCUAUCCUAUGA
Molecule: messenger RNA, 120 nt
Organism: Penicillium arizonense
Lineage: Eukaryota; Fungi; Ascomycota; Eurotiomycetes; Eurotiales; Aspergillaceae
Exons: 2
Coding region: 1-120 (39 amino acids)
Source: RefSeq, a predicted model, not a curated record